AUGUCUGAUUGGGAUAAUGUUACUGUUGUCGGUAGAAAGGCCAAGGUUGGUUCCGCUGGUCCAAAGGAAAGGGUCAUAAAGACCUCUGGCCAAAUCAAUGCAGCUAGAAGAACAGGAGCAAUUACUUCUGUCGAUAAGAAAUACGGUAUUGGUAACUCCAAGUCGGACCCAGAAGGCCAGAGGCUAACCAAGGUUGACAGAACGGACGAUAUUGUUGUUCCUAAGAAAAUCGAAGCGUCUGUUGGUAAGGCCAUUCAGAAGGGUAGACAGGACAAAGGCAUGUCCCAGAAAGACCUAGCAACCAAAAUCAACGAAAAACCAACCGUGGUGAACGACUACGAAGCAGGUAGAGGUACUCCAAACCAACAGAUCUUGGCCAAAAUGGAGAGAGCCUUGGGCAUUAAACUCAGAGGUAAGGAUAUUGGCGCACCGCUCUUCAAGAAGAAGUAA
Messenger RNA from Pichia kudriavzevii, 450 nucleotides. RefSeq lists its product as uncharacterized. Gene Ontology annotation, molecular function: DNA binding. Gene Ontology annotation, cellular component: nucleus. The record is from RefSeq and is a predicted model, not a curated record. The coding region runs from base 1 to 450 and encodes 149 amino acids. Lineage: Eukaryota; Fungi; Ascomycota; Pichiomycetes; Pichiales; Pichiaceae. The transcript has a single exon.